Molecule: messenger RNA, 1824 nt
Organism: Pedinophyceae sp. YPF-701
Lineage: Eukaryota; Viridiplantae; Chlorophyta; Pedinophyceae
Source: the annotation of a GenBank genome assembly
AUGCCGCCCGCGCCGCUCAUGGCGCGCCCCCAGGACGGGGGCGAUGCGGGCCCAGCGUCGUCGUGUGCGGCGCCGCCCGCGUCCAACGGCAUUCUGCGCUCGAAGACGCUCGGUCGGCCCAAGAACGCCGGCGCCGUCGCGGGCCGCCGCAGCGCCGCGGGGUCGAGUGCGCAGACCUCGGCGCACGGCGCCCACUCCUCGGGCCACACCUCCGCGCACACCAGCAGCCACGGCAAGCCCCAGCUGGGCGGCGUCGCGCAGGCCGCGCUCGCGAGCGCGUUCGGACACGGCGGCGGCGGCGGCGGCGGCGACCGCGCGCACGCCCGGCGCAGCACCUUCACGGGAGCGCCUGCCGCCCCGCCGGCGUCGCGCCUCGGCCACGCGUCGUCGUCCGCCGUGGACGACGGCCCGUCGUCACCGGCGGGGGCGCGAGCCGGCGCGGAGCGCGCGUUGACGGUCUCCGAGGCGGGCCAGCCGGCCGGCGUGCUGCCUACGCUGAAGGACCUGCAGGACCAUCUGGCGCAGUCGACUGUGCGGCGCGCGGGGAGAAUGAACUUUUUGGAGUCAGACAGCGGGCAGAGCAUUGGCGCGAACAAGCGCGGGUCGGUCUCGGGGACGGGCUCGACGGCGGCGCCCGGCACGCAGCGUGCGAGUGAGGCCGGAACGACACACGACCGCGACGGCGCUGGCAAGCUCACGCUCGCGCGGCUGCGCACGAUGUCGCGCCAGCGUCUCGACCUCGACCAGGCGCCGCAGCGGCGGGCGACCAGCAUGCUCGGGGACGUCCGCGAGGACACCCCCGCAGCCGCAGCCGCAGCCGGAGCCGGAGCCGGCCCGCGGAAGCUCGGCACCGUGCCGAGCGCGCGGACGAAGAGCAGCGGCGGCGACAGCAAGCCGCCGCCGGCCCCGGAGCGCCGCACGCCGACCAAGCCGCCCCAAAACACCCCCCCCCCAGAACCAGCACUGACUGACUUCGAGGUGCCUCUCGGGCACGGCGACGCGACGGCGGCGUACGGCACCAAGGGCGGGUACUUCGUGCUGCGUUCGAAGCACCGCGUGUACCUCGCGGACCUCCGCGGCAUCACCGUCCUGUGGCGCAAGGCCGCGCAGGAGUCGGGUGCGGGCCACAUCCUGCGGUCCGACGUCGCCAAGGUCGCGAACGCGCAGGGCCCGGACCGCCUCGGCUUCCGCAGCGGCGACGUCCUGCGCGAGCUCCUGCGGCGCCUCGCGGACCGCGCGACGUCGAACCUGGUGACGCUGGCGGAGAUCAUAGGGGCGGCGUACCCCUACGCGCGCGCGGACGAGGUCACGCAGCUCGCGCGCGAGGCGCAGACGGUCGCGACGGACGGGCGCGUGCCGCGCGGGUUCGACGCCGAGGACUGGAAGGCGGUGCGCGCGCUGUUCUUCCUCAUCAACAAGAACGCCAGCGGGCUGCUGCCGCUGAAGCGCGUCGAGGCGCUCGUGUGCGCGAUAGCGCCGGACACGGCCGAGAACUCCGCCGUCGGCACGCUCGUGCGGCAGCAGCUGCGGACCGUCGACCAGCGACACCUCGGCAGCGGCGCGUUUGACCUGGAGGCGUGGGCGGACUGGUUCGUCAGCGUGAACCGGAUCUCGGAGCGGCCGCUGAGCACGGAGGAGGUGCACGCGCUGACGAAGCCGGGCUCGCAGGAGCUGCGGGGCCUGCUCGCGAAGAUGGAGGACAGUGGCGGCGCGACGCCUCCAGUGCCGACCGUGCAGCAGCGCCGGAAGGCGUCGAGCGCGAUCUUCAUGGACGACUCGCUCACGCGCGCGAUGCGCGACAGCCAGCACACGCGCCUGGCCUGA